Messenger RNA from Zingiber officinale, 4304 nucleotides. RefSeq names its product coatomer subunit alpha-1-like. The record is from RefSeq and is a predicted model, not a curated record. The transcript is spliced from 5 exons. The coding region runs from base 163 to 3813 and encodes 1216 amino acids. Gene Ontology annotation, cellular component: COPI vesicle coat. Gene Ontology annotation, biological process: endoplasmic reticulum to Golgi vesicle-mediated transport; retrograde vesicle-mediated transport, Golgi to endoplasmic reticulum; intra-Golgi vesicle-mediated transport. Gene Ontology annotation, molecular function: protein binding; structural molecule activity. Lineage: Eukaryota; Viridiplantae; Streptophyta; Magnoliopsida; Zingiberales; Zingiberaceae.
UAUAAUUUUGGGACGGGCGAAAUGUAAUUUCUAUGUAGCCGGAAAGAAGAGAUCUCUCCUCCACCAUCGGUCGUCGGGCGACCCUCUUCAGUUUUUCGUCUCCUCCUCCAGAUCUCUUCCGGGAGCGAUCUAAUCUCGAGAUCCAGUUCUCAGAUUCCAGCUAUGCUGACCAAAUUCGAGACGAAGAGCAAUCGGGUGAAGGGGGUGAGCUUCCACAGCAAACGGCCCUGGGUGCUGGCCAGCCUUCACAGCGGCGUUGUCCAGCUAUGGGACUACCGCAUGGGCACCCUCAUCGACCGCUUUGACGAGCACGACGGCCCUGUUCGCGGAGUCCACUUCCACAAAUCCCAACCCCUUUUCGUCUCCGGAGGAGAUGAUUAUAAGAUCAAGGUCUGGAAUUAUAAGACACACCGGUGCUUGUUUACCCUCCUUGGUCAUCUUGAUUACAUUCGCACUGUGCAAUUCCAUGAUGAGCAUCCAUGGAUCGUUAGCGCAAGUGAUGAUCAAACUAUUAGGAUUUGGAAUUGGCAAUCUCGGACCUGUAUUUCGGUAUUGACAGGGCACAACCACUAUGUGAUGUGUGCCUCGUUUCAUCCAAAAGAAGACCUGGUUGUUUCUGCAUCCCUGGAUCAAACUAUCCGUGUUUGGGAUAUUAGUUCCCUUAGGAAAAAGGUUGCGCCAGCUGAUGAUCUCCUGCGUUUGGGUCAGAUAAACUCAGAUUUAUUCGGCGGUGUUGAUGCUGUUGUCAAAUAUGUCUUGGAAGGUCAUGAUCGUGGAGUCAAUUGGGCAUCAUUCCAUCCUAGUUUGCCACUCAUCGUGUCUGGAGCAGAUGAUCGACAAGUAAAAUUAUGGAGAAUGAAUGAUACAAAAGCUUGGGAAGUGGACACUUUGAGAGGUCACAUGAAUAAUGUUUCCUGUGUGAUGUUUCAUGCAAAGCAAGAUAUCAUUGUAUCUAACUCAGAAGACAAAAGCAUUCGCAUUUGGGAUGCUACAAAACGAACAGGUAUUCAGACAUUUCGCAGGGAACACGACCGUUUCUGGAUUCUUGCAGCACAUCCUGAAUUGAACCUUCUGGCUGCUGGUCAUGAUAGUGGCAUGAUUGUUUUCAAAUUGGAGAGGGAACGACCUGCUUUCUCUGUUAGUGGAGAUGCUUUAUACUAUGUGAAAGAUCGAUUCUUGCGAGUCUAUGAGUUCUCAUCUCAGAAGGACAAUCAGGUUGUUCCCAUAAGAAGACCUGGUUCAGUUAGCUUGAACCAAGGACCUAGAACAUUGUCUUUUAGCCCCACUGAGAAUGCUGUCUUGAUCUGUUCUGAUGUGGAUGGUGGAUCAUACGAGCUUUAUAUUGUUCCUAAAGAUGCUGCCGGAAGAGGUGAUUAUAUGCAGGAUGCAAGGAAGGGAGCAGGGGCAUCAGCUGUUUUUGUAGCUCGUAAUAGAUUUGCUGUUCUUGAUAAGAGUAGCAAUCAAGCCAUAGUUAAGAAUCUUAAAAAUGAGAUUGUAAAGAAGAGCCCUCUGCCAAUUGGUACUGAUGCUAUAUAUUAUGCUGGCACUGGUAAUCUGUUGUGCAGGGCUGAGGACAGGGUGCUUAUUUUUGACCUCCAACAGAGGAUUGUACUUGGAGAACUUCAAACUCCAUCUGUUAAAUACAUUGUGUGGUCAAGUGACAUGGAAUCAGUUGCUUUGCUAGGUAAACAUACGAUAGUAAUUGCUAAUAAGAAACUUGUGCACCGUUGCACAUUGCAUGAAACUAUCCGUGUGAAAAGUGGUGCAUGGGAUGACAAAGGUGUGUUUAUCUAUACAACAUUAAAUCAUAUCAAGUAUUGCCUUCCUAAUGGAGAUGGAGGAAUAAUAAAAACACUUGACAACACUAUUUACAUAACCAAGGUUUCUGGAAACAAUAUCUAUUGCUUGGAUCGAGAUGGGAAGAACCAUACAAUAUCAAUUGAUUCGACAGAGUAUGUCUUCAAGCUCUCCCUGUUUCAUAAACGUUAUGAUCAUGUGAUGAAUAUGAUCAGGAACUCACAACUUUGUGGUCAGGCUGUCAUUUCAUAUCUACAGCAGAAAGGCUUUCCUGAAGUGGCUCUCCAUUUUGUGAAAGAUGAAAAGACUAGAUUCAACCUAGCUCUUGAGAGUGGUAACAUUCAAAUUGCUGUUGCUUCAGCAAAAGAGAUUGAUGAUAAGGAUCACUGGUACAGGUUGGGUAUUGAGGCUCUUCGACAAGGAAAUACUAGCAUUGUGGAGUAUGCAUAUCAGAGGACAAAGAACUUUGAGAGGUUAUCUUUUCUUUAUCUCAUAACUGGUAACGAGGAGAAGCUGUCCAAAAUGCUGAAAAUAGCUGAAAUCAAGAAUGAUAUUAUGGGCCAAUUCCACAAUGCCAUGUAUCUUGGUGAUGUCCAUGAGCGUAUAAAGAUAUUGGAGCAUGCUGGUCAUUUGCCUCUAGCAUAUGUGACAGCUGUGAGUCAUGGACUCAAGGAAAUUGCUAGCAGGCUUGCUACUGAGUUGGGUGAAAAUGUUCCCACUUUACCUGAAGGUAAAAAGCGUUCUCUUCUCCUGCCACCUUCAUCUCUGAUAUGCUGUGGGGAUUGGCCAAUGCUGAGGGUAAUGAGAGGUAUUUUUGACAAUGGGCUGGACACUGGUAAAGCAGGGAAUGAGGAAGAGGAAGAUGCUAGCAAUGCUGACUGGGGCGAUGAGGAAUUGGACAUUGUUGAUGUGGAUGACAUGAUACAGAAUGCUGAUAUAGGUAUAACUGCAGAACUCGAUGAUGGAAUUCCAAAUGAAGAUAACGAGGAAGGAGGAUGGGACCUUGAGGAUUUGGAACUACCACCAGAUGCUGAUACACCAAAAGCUUCUGGAAAUGCUACUUCAUUAUUUGUUGCCCCUACUCCCGGCAUGCCUGUUAGCCAAAUAUGGAUUCAGAAGUCAUCCCUGGCAGGUGAGCAUGUAGCUGCUGGAAAUUUUGAUACAGCCAUGCGCUUGCUUACCCGACAAUUGGGGUUCAAAAAUUUUGCUCCUCUGAAGCCGCUUUUCAUGGAUCUUCUUCUGGGAAGUCACACCUAUAUGAAUGCAUUUGCUUCCGCUCCAGCUAUGUCAAUUGCUGUUGAGAGAAAUUGGAGUGAGUCUGCAAGUCCUAAUGUGAGAGGACCACCAGCACUCAUAUUUAAGUUUUUCCAGAUGGAUGAGAAGCUAAAGGCAGCUUAUAGAGCCACAACUGAUGGAAAGUUUCCCGAGGCUCUACGCCUAUUUCUCAAUAUUUUGCAUGCUAUUCCGCUUAUCGUAGUGGACUCAAGAAGGGAAGUCGAUGAAGUGAAGGAGUUGAUUGAAAUUGCCAGAGAGUAUGUUCUGGGCUUAAAAAUUGAGGUCAAAAGAAAGGAACUUAAGGACAAUUCAGUUCGACAGCAAGAACUUGCAGCUUAUUUCACCAAUUGUAAGCUUCAGAAGAUUCAUUCAAGGCUUGUCCUCACUAAUGCUAUGACUAUCUGCUAUAAGGGAGGAAAUUUUGCAACAGCAGCAAAUUUUGCCAGGAUGCUUCUGGAGAACGGCCCAACUGAAAUCCAAGCGAAAAAGGCAAGACAGGUGCUUCAACAUGCUGGUGAUAGACAGGAUGCUAAUCAGCUCAAUUAUGAUUAUAGAAAUCCUUUUGUAGUGUGUGGGGAAACUUAUGUCCCUAUUUAUCGGGGGCAGAAAGAUGUUUCUUGUCCUUAUUGUGGGGCUCGGUUUGUACCCUCUGCUGAGGGGCAUCUCUGCUCUGUCUGUGAGCUUGCAGUGGUGGGAGCAGAUGCCUCAGGUCUGCUUUGCUCUCCUGCACAAUCAAGAUAAAUGAAAACAGGUAUGCCUACAAGCUGUCCUGCUUCGGAAACAUGCAUUGCUCAGAGGCCUUUGUCAUCCCAUCUGUUUCUCUAGCUUUAGUAAAUCUUAUUUUUCUGGGGUUUUGGCACGGCGCAGCUAUUGCCUCUGUCUUUCGUGGAUUACAGUACUGGGUGGAUGUUCUUCAUCCAUGCACAGUGGCCAGAUUUUUUCCGAGGAUAAAACUUAGCUUGGAAUGUCUUCCAAACAUUCACUUCUGAAACAUUUUUUUUUAUAUAUAACUAGACGUCAUAAGUUGGGUCCUAGCCACCAAUCUCUAUUCUCCUUUUUUGUUUCAUUUUUACGCAUAUCGAUUUUUGUAAGUUUUCCAUGCAAUUAAGAAUUUGUUGAUGCGUUGUUGCCAAACCCGAAGGUAUUUUUAUUUUCCUUACAAGUUACUUAGAUUGUGUGACAAAUAUUUCAAUUUACAGAAUUUUAUGCAUUACCGCUGCUGAAAUUUAAAA